Molecule: messenger RNA, 2334 nt
Organism: Papaver somniferum (opium poppy)
Lineage: Eukaryota; Viridiplantae; Streptophyta; Magnoliopsida; Ranunculales; Papaveraceae
Exons: 7
Coding region: 125-1837 (570 amino acids)
Biological process (GO): mRNA catabolic process
Molecular function (GO): demethylase activity; mRNA binding
Source: RefSeq, a predicted model, not a curated record
UCCUGUGUUUUUUCUACUCUCUGAAAAAAACAAAUCCCGAUUUCCCGAUAAAACAGCCUUUCCAAUUCCGUUUAAUUGAUUUGUACCGGCGGCGACUGAAAUCUUUUUUCACAAAAAUAUACAGAUGCCGAUGGCGGCAGUACCACCACCAAUGAUGCUGUCAACGAUGGCGGCAGCCGCUGCAGCAGCAGCGACACCAGCAACUUCACCAACAUCAACAGUUCCGGUGACAUUUGCGAGAGACGCGAUCAUUGCUUGGUUUCGAGGAGAAUUCGCUGCAGCAAAUGCUAUAAUUGAUUCAUUGUGCAGUCAUUUAACUGAAUUAAGUAAGUUAAAUGAUGAAAAAGUGAUUAGUGAGGGUAAAAGAUCUGAAUAUGAAGCUGUAUUUGCUGCGAUUCAUAGGAGAAGAAUGAAUUGGAUCCCGAUUUUGAAUAACCAGAAAUAUUUCUCAAUUGCUGAUGUUCCUGUUGAGCUUAAUCGUGUUAUCGAGUCAAAGAAACAGAAGAAAAAUGAUUUUUGUUGUAAUAAUGAUAUCGAAAUCUUGGAAGAAGAAGAAGAAGAGAAGAAAGAAGUAGUUGUUGAUUCUCAGAAACAAAUCGAUGAAUCCGACAAAGAAGCGGUUGUCGAAACAGUAAUAGGAGAAGAAGAAGAAGAAUUGAAGAAAAGUAGUGAUGAUUCUGGAAAUGAAGAAAUUUCAUCUGAGUAUGAUUCAUCAGAUCGUAAAUCCAGUGAUGAUGAUCAUCACGAAGGAGGCAAUUUACCUUCGGAAAGCAUCCAGAUUUGUUCGAAUCAUGAAGAUUGUGAGACGCGACGAGACAACAUCAAAAUGACUAAAGGUUUCAUUGCUAAGGAGCCAGUGAAAGGGCAUAUGGUCAAUGUUGUUAAAGGUCUAAAACUGUACGAAGAUAUCUUUACUGAUUCGGAACUUUCUAAGCUUAGAAACUACAUAAAUGAUCUUCGCCAUGCUGGUCACAGUGGAGAACUUUCUGGGGAUACAUUCAUUUUGUUCAACCAACAGUUAAAAGGGAACAAAAGAGAGUUAAUACAGCUUGGAGUUCCAAUCUUUGGAGAAAUCAGGGACGAGAAAACAAAAUCUGAAAAGAGCAAUAUUGAACCAAUUCCAUCCGUUCUUGAAGCUGUCAUUGAUCACCUUUCUCAGUGGCAUCUAAUACCUGAAAGUAGAAAGCCCAACAGUUGUAUUAUUAACUUCUUUGACGAGGGAGAAUACUCUCAACCUUUCCUAAAACCACCACAUCUUGACCAACCUAUCGCUACUCUUCUUCUUUCUGAAUCAACAAUGGCAUUUGGUCGUGUUCUUGUGAGCGACAACAAUGGGAAUUAUAAAGGUCCACUAAUGCUUUCACUCAAAGAAGGGUCACUCUUAGUCAUGCGAGGAAACAGCGCUGACAUGGCAAAACAUGUAAUAUGCCCAUCCGAGAACAGGAGAGUUAGCAUGACCUUCUUCAAAGUUCGAACAGAUAUGAAUCACAUCCAACCAUCAACAAUACCUCCCGUAACUACAGCAAUGACACUUUGGCAACCAGGUAUGCCACAACCUUACAGAGUUCCAAAUGGUUAUGGACCCAUGGAAGUAAUCCCAAAAUGGGGACUUUCUUAUGCUCCACUAGUCAUGUUAGCCCCAGCACGUCCAAUGCUUAUGAGCCCAAGGAAGAUCUCAAAUACUGGUACUGGUGUGUUCUUACCAUGGACAAUGAAAUCCAAGAAACCUGCAAAACAUCUCCCUCCUCGGGCUCAACGAGCAAGACUUCUCGGAUUACCUUCCUCAAUGAAAACCCAAGUUGUGGAAUCCACAUCUCAUUCAGCUGUUGCAGUGUAAGAAAUUUCCCGCCUUAAAAUAUUAAACGACAGAAAUAGGCCUUACAAUAUAAUCUCCGGCAGGAGAUAACACAACCUUUUGUGAGUCUUUUGAGCAGUGAAAUUAUCCUAGGAUUCUUACAUUGUUAGAGACCCAAAAGGAGAUUAGCGAAGUCAAGAAAAGGUUCCUACGUUUCAAACUGGAAGCUUGUUUUACUCUUUUUUUGCAUUGCCAGUGGAAUACUUCAUAGGUUAGGGUGGUUUUUGGUUUCUUUCUCUCUCUUUCUCUAGGAAAAUUAGAAAUGAUCAAGUGUUGGCAACUGUCUUUUUUAUUUUACUUGAGUGAAAACCGAAGUUAGAGUUUUAGAAGUAGUUUAGAUGAAGCCCUUCAGAGAGUUCAGAGUUUGUUGAUUGUGAAAUUAACCCCUAGUGAAGGGUGGAAUUUUGUAUCAUUUUUAAGUCAUUUUCAAGUUUAAAGUAAUUGUGUUCAUUCUCAUCUUGUUUAUGAAUUUGCCUGUA